AUGAACGACUCAAACACCCCUUCAACCCCUGAUACGGAAUACUCUCCGCCAUGCAGCCCGCAGCAGAAGAGUAAAUUGCUCAAAAACACUCGCUUGGCAGCCAGGGAGAAAUUGGCAAACCUGAGCUUAAAGGAAAAGGUUUCCUUACUCACCGCAGCCGACUUUUGGAGGACAAAGGCCAUUCCUGAGAAGGGUAUUCCGGCCAUCAAAACCACCGACGGCCCAAAUGGCGCUCGUGGAGGUAUCUUUGUGGGCGGUACCAAGGCCGCACUAUUCCCUUGUGGCAUAUCCUUGGCAGCUACAUGGAACAAGAAUCUUCUCUACGAAGUUGGGCAACACCUAGCUGCUGAGACACGAGCAAGGUCGGCUGAGAUGCUUCUCGCCCCCACCGUCUGCAUGCACCGACAUCCCCUUGGCGGCCGAAACUUCGAGUCCUUCUCCGAAGACCCGCUUCUGACGGGUAAACUGGCUGCACAAUAUAUCAAGGGGCUUCAGGAUAAAGGAGUGGCUGCGACUAUCAAGCAUUUCGUCGGCAAUGAGCAAGAAACGCAUAGGCUCACAAUAGAUUCGCUCAUGACUCAACGAACACUUCGCGAGCUAUAUCUUCGACCAUUCGAGAUUGCUAUUCGGGAAGCAAAUCCCUGGGCUCUCAUGUGCUCGUACAAUCUCUUGAAUGGUGUGCACUGCGACAUGAACAAGCAUACUCUGAAAGAUAUUCUGCGUGGAGAGUGGGGCUAUGACGGCACUGUUGUGUCCGAUUGGGGUGGCACCAACUCGACUGUGGAAUCUGUUCAGGCUGGAUGCGACAUUGAAUUCCCCUUCUCCUCGAAAUGGCGGCUUGAUAAACUCAUCGCCGCCGCGAAUGAAGGAGAAAUCAGUAUGGAUGACAUAGACCAGGCUACUGAAAACGUCCUUACACUAGUUGAGCGUCUCAAAGGAGGCGACAUGUCACCAGAGGUGCCUGAGCGCAUGGACGACCGGGAGGAAACCAGGAAGCUUAUCCGAACAGCCGGCCAUGAGGGCCUGACGCUCCUCAAGAACAACGACAGCAUCCUUCCCCUCUGCCCCAAAACCACAAAGGUCGCCGUCAUCGGACCCAACGCCAACCGCGCUAUUGCAGGUGGCGGUGGAAGCGCAAGUCUCAACCCGUACUACAACACCAUCCCUCUUGAGAGUAUCCGCCAGGUUGCAGAGAAGGAUGUCACCUUUGCUCAGGGUUGCCAUAUUCACAAGUGGCUCCCUGUUGCAUCCAAGUACUGCUCUGACAAGGCUGGAAAGCCUGGAGUCACUAUCGACUGGUACGCUGGUGACAAGUUUCAGGGCAGCCCAGUUGUCAUUCAGCGACGGACCAACACUGACCUCUUUCUGUGGGACUCGGCACCGCUCAGCCAGGUUGGCCCCGAGUGGUCGGCCAUCGCAACGACGUAUCUGACCCCGUCGACAACAGGCAAGCACACAGUUAGCUUCAUGAGCGUCGGCCCCGGAAAGCUCUACGUCGAUGGAAAGCCGGUCCUUGAUCUCUGGGAGUGGACUGAGGAGGGAGAGGCCAUGUUUGAUGGCUCGAUAGACUAUCUUGUUGAUGUCGACAUGGAGGCUUCCAAACCGGUGGAGCUCAAGGUUGAAAUGACAAACGAGCUGCGCCCGCUUUCGAAGCAGAAGCAGUUCGGAAUCACGCACAAGUACGGUGGCUGUCGUAUUGGAUUCAAGGAGCAGGACCAAGUCGACUACAUCCAGGAAGCUGUCGAAACUGCCCAGGCUGCAGACGUGGCUGUGGUCAUUGUUGGAGUUGAUGCUGAGUGGGAGUCAGAGGGCUACGACCGUCAAACCAUGGACCUCCCCGUUGACGGGACUCAGGACCGUCUUAUUGAAGCCGUCGUAAAAGCCAACCCCCGUACCAUUGUCGUCAACCAGUCCGGCAGUCCGGUUCAUAUGCCCUGGGUUGAUCAGGUUCCCGUCAUCAUUCAGGGAUGGUAUCAGGGUCAGGAGGCGGGCAAUGCCUUGGCCGAUGUCAUUUUCGGCAUUGAGAGCCCAAGUGGAAAGCUUCCGUCCACGUUUCCAAGACGCAUUGAGCACACCCCGGCAUGGCACACAUGGCCUGGUGAGAACGAGAAGGUACUGUACGGCGAGGGCCUGUACGUCGGGUACAAGCACUACGACCACGCCAAGAUCACGCCGCUGUUCCCCUUCGGCCACGGCCUCUCCUACACGACGUUUGAGUACGGCCGUCCGGAGGUCUCAUCGCGCACGCUCACCGCGGAUGGGAGCAUCAAGAUCACGCUCGCCAUUUCAAACGUCGGGUCUCGCGCCGGCGCCGAAAUCGUCCAGGUCUACGUCCGCGACGAGAAGAGCCGCCUGCCGCGGCCGGAGAAGGAGCUCGUGGCCUUUGAGAAGGUGUUCCUCGAGGCGGACGAGACGAGACACAUUACCAUCGACCUGGACAAGUAUGCGGUGGGGUACUAUGAUGAGGCGAUUCCUGGGUGGAUCGCUGAAGAGGGCGCUUUCCAGGUCCUCAUUGGAGCCUCGAGCGCAGAUAUAAGACGAACGACGAAAUUCCAAGUGAAGGAGUCGUUUACCUGGGUGUUUUGA
This is a messenger RNA of Ilyonectria robusta, 2586 nucleotides long. RefSeq names its product glycoside hydrolase superfamily. Gene Ontology annotation, biological process: glucan catabolic process. The coding region runs from base 1 to 2586 and encodes 861 amino acids. Gene Ontology annotation, molecular function: beta-glucosidase activity. NCBI's taxonomy places the organism in Eukaryota, Fungi, Ascomycota, Sordariomycetes, Hypocreales, Nectriaceae. The record is from RefSeq and is a predicted model, not a curated record. The transcript has 7 exons.